Molecule: messenger RNA, 288 nt
Organism: Arctia plantaginis
Lineage: Eukaryota; Metazoa; Arthropoda; Insecta; Lepidoptera; Erebidae
Source: the annotation of a GenBank genome assembly
AUGGGUUCACGGGCAGAAUAUACAGAAGAAGAGAUACAGCGAGUCUUAGAGGAAAGCGAAGAGGAAAAUGAUUUUAUUGACGGAAGUGAUGAAUUAUUUCAACCUGAGGAGGAUGAGGAAACUAAAGAAGAGGAGAAUGAAGAAACUGUAAGUGAUAUUGAAAGAGAAGUAUUGAGAAUAACAUCAUAUCGGUGUCCAGAACAAUCAUCAGUAAGAGAGCCCAUUUUAUCUUUCUUUGAUGAAAAUAGUGAGGAAUCAGAAACCGAGCGUGAAGUACCUCCAAAUUAA